Monoraphidium neglectum is the source of this 357-nucleotide messenger RNA. RefSeq lists its product as hypothetical. The transcript has a single exon. The record is from RefSeq and is a predicted model, not a curated record. Lineage: Eukaryota; Viridiplantae; Chlorophyta; Chlorophyceae; Sphaeropleales; Selenastraceae. Bases 1 to 357 code for a protein of 118 amino acids.
AUGGCGCACAUGUUGUCAAGCCGUGCAGGUGUCACGAAUAUCGUCCAGUGCACAAGACCCGGCCACCAGGGCUCCAGCCGCACGGAUGCCGAUGCCAGCAGCCGCAAGCUGAAUGCGCUGCAGGCACAGCAACAGCAGCUGCAACAGCAGCUGCAGCAGCAGCCGCAGCGGCGGCAGCAGCAGCGGCAGCAAUCGCAGCAGCAGCAGCAGCAGCAGCAGCAGCAGCAGCAGCAGCAGCAGCAGCAGCAGCAGCAGCAGCAGCAGCAGCAGCAGCAACCGACCUUGACAUGGGCAAAUUUCUGGAACUCUGAGCUUGAGAAAGGUAUAUCAUAUGAUAGAGGGGCCGCACAAUCAUAG